CUGGAACUCUAACCCGACCAAUUACUAAAAUUGUUGUUUUACCCGCUAAUUAGUCUAAUACUUUUACUCAAACCCUAACCCAAAAUAACAAUAUCAUCACUAACUAGCUCAACUAACCACCCUAACUAACCCAAAUUUAUUAUGAAUCGUUUAACCCUUCACCCUAACCCACUAACACAUUCAUUACACUUCAUUCAUUCACACAUAAUUUCUUUUAUACAGAAUAUGGCACCCAAUAACAACAACAAUCGUAAAGGACGUUCCAACCGUUCCAGCCGCAAUGGAUCUCGGCCCAAACCCAACCGCAAAAACGAUAAACGUCAACCAAAACGCCAUUUUGGUUGCGGUAUUUGUCAAGCCGAUCACAGCUUAACAAACUGUCGAAAGUUCCAAAAGAUGAACUUGGCGGAGAAAUACAAAACCGCAGUUAAAUUGCACUACUGCGUCAAUUGUUUGGCGAGGAACCAUCUCAUUGGCGGUUGCACGAGUAAGGCUCGUUGCCAACAAUGUGGUGGUAAACACCACUCCACCCUACAUGGUCCAAAUAGGAUUUUAAAGAAUUUGACCCAGGACCAAUCCCCUCCACCAACUCCGGCACCAAGAACUCCACCCACACCAGCUCCAAGACGAUCAUUAGACAUCGUGAAAGUUACAACACCGGUAACAACGUCGAUGAUGAAAACGUUUGUUCCUACAGCAGUUGUGCAGGUAGGAAGUCGGCGGGCAAGGGCAAUACUAAAUCCUAGCUUGACUAAGUCUAGAAUAGCAGCCGUCUUUGUUAGUGAAAGUUCCCUAGCUCCCUUCAAAAUCGACAAAGAGGUGUUUGUGAAGGUGUUAAUUGCACCAAAUUAUUCCUCAAGCCUCCGAUACGAGGUUUGCAUGGAGGUGGUUAAGGAUCUGCCAAAAACCCCAUAUCCAAGCCCCAUGGACGAAACAAUUAAAAGUAAAUUGUGUCGCAUAUCGCUGGCUGACCCGGAGUUUUACUCCAACAACCCAGUCUCCAUGGAAAUUGGUGGAGACCUUUACACAAGCAUCCUACAACCGAAUGUGAUUCACAUUGACGGGGGAUCACUUAUAGCCCAGGAUUCCACCCUUGGCUGGCUGGUCAUGGGAUCAUCUACCCAAUAAACCCGCACACAAUGAAGUUGCCAGGCCCGGGAGGAUGUUCACAUCAGUGAACACAUAACACUGUCCAUCCCUGACGUCAUUUAAUACCCACACAUAACUGCAGCCAACUUCAUCUACAUAUGAACGUCAGCUGCAGCUUUGGCCUUCAUCUUUAACUUACUUCUAUUCUAAUCCACCUGUGAGAAGAACAAAAAGUGUGUGCGCUAAACGAACAAACAAACAAAACAACAAACCCUACAACAGCGAAUCAAAUUCUAAAGUUAAAUAAAUAAAUAAAUAAAUAAAUAAUAAACUUAACUUAUUAAAACUAAACACUAGUGGUAAAACUUAAACCAAGUAUUAAAAACCCUAAACCUAAGUAAAAGUAAAAUACUAAAACUUAAAUACUAAUUAAAAACAAAUUUAUCACAGAUCAGUGUAUCACAGUGUUAUUUAUAUAAAAUACUUACCCUAAAACAUAUACAUAAAUACUUACAACUAAAAUAAAACCUGAAUUUAUAACCUAAAAGUACUUACCCU
This is a messenger RNA of Lucilia sericata (common green bottle fly), 1647 nucleotides long. RefSeq lists its product as uncharacterized. The transcript is spliced from 2 exons. NCBI's taxonomy places the organism in Eukaryota, Metazoa, Arthropoda, Insecta, Diptera, Calliphoridae. Bases 142 to 1128 code for a protein of 328 amino acids. The record is from RefSeq and is a predicted model, not a curated record.